AUGGACGCACAACCCCAUGCUCAGCGCUGCGAAUCGCCACUCAACACGCCCACCUCACCGACGUCGUCAUCAGGAGGAUCGUACUUUGAUUCAUCCUCCUCCUCCUCCAGCUCCUCCACCAUAUCCUCGCCACAAGUCCCCUUCCAGAUCAUCGUCACCUUCGACGGUAAGGUGCGCGAGAUGCUGAGGAUAGAGCGCGAGGUAGAUGGAAUGAGCCAACAACGCCGACCAAGGAUGAAGCCGAGACCGAGAUACUACUCCAUGAGUGCGGAGCAGAGAGCGGUAGGCUACUAA
This is a messenger RNA of Pyrenophora tritici-repentis Pt-1C-BFP, 294 nucleotides long. Lineage: Eukaryota; Fungi; Ascomycota; Dothideomycetes; Pleosporales; Pleosporaceae. The record is from RefSeq and is a predicted model, not a curated record.